Molecule: messenger RNA, 8925 nt
Organism: Plasmodium cynomolgi strain B
Lineage: Eukaryota; Apicomplexa; Aconoidasida; Haemosporida; Plasmodiidae
Exons: 4
Coding region: 1-8925 (2974 amino acids)
Biological process (GO): regulation of DNA-templated transcription
Cellular component (GO): chromatin; nucleus
Molecular function (GO): histone H3K36 methyltransferase activity; protein binding
Source: RefSeq, a predicted model, not a curated record
AUGGAAAGAAAGAACCCCCAAAGUAAGAUUAGCCAAUCAAGCAAAGAAGGAGCUAAUGUAUAUAAGGGAAAAUCGAAAAGUAGACAGAUAACCCCCUUGAGGAAUCGUGGAGAAAAUAAUCAUGCGAGGGAAGUUAAUAUGCCCUUCUUCAGCAUGGUGGGUGAUGAGUAUGAAAAUAGGGAUCCCUCUCAAGAUGGCGCAUUGAGGGGAGAGAACGGCCAAUUCGGAAGAAGUAAAAGUGGUAACAGUAACAAUGUCGGAGGGGUGAAUAAUUAUAAGUACAGGAAGAGAAGCGAACAGCGGAACCAUAGUCGUAGUCACCACCGUGAGGAGGGAGAUAAACACAAUAAGGAGAAUGACCACAACGAUGAGAAUGGUGAUGAGGAGGAAGGGGAAGGGGAAAGAAUGCCAAACGACGAGGACAUGAUGGGUGAGGAAGAAGCCUCGUACAAACACAACAGCGUGUCCCUAAGUUGCUACGAAAAUAAUAAUAGGAAGACGCUCUACAGACACAACGUAUUAAAUGAGGAGCAAAAAAACAUCGAGUGGUUGCUGAUUAGACAGAAAAAUGUAGAGCAUCUUGAAUCAAUAAAUUUUGACGAUCUGAUGAAGAACAACCUCUUUAAUUCGUUCCACAACUGCUACAACCAUGGGGAUGGAAGGGAUGGCAAUGGCGAUGGCAGUGGUGGUGACAUGAACAGGGGAAACAAACUUGGUAUGAGUAAGCGCGUCGGGAAGCACGACGACUCGAAAAGGAAUAACAGCACGCCGGAUGAGCUGGAGAUAACCAACCUCGCAGAUAUGUUAUAUAAAAUUAAGAAGGAGGAGUACCGAGUGCAACCCGACGAGGAAGAGGAGGAAGACUAUGAGGUGCCUCCGGCCGGGGAGUACGAUAUGUCGUACGAUGGGCGCUAUGAUGGGCGCUGUGAUGAGCGUUAUGAUGGGCGCUAUGAUGAGCGUUAUGAUGGGCGCUAUGAUGGGCGCUAUGAAGGGCGCUAUGAUGAGCGUUAUGAUGGGCGCUAUGAAGGGCGUUAUGAUAGGCCAUACGAUAGGCCAUACGAUAGGCCACACGAUAGGCCAUACGAUAGGCGCUACGAAAGGUCGUUCGACAGGCCAUACGAUGCGUACUUCGAUCGGCACCGCAGUCGACGCGUGGACGGACCCCAUCUUAGGGGAUACGAUGAAGACUACGACGGUCACGUGGGUUGCCAAACGGAGUGCCAAAUGGGUCGUCAAAUGGACCGCCACUGGGACCGCCGUUUGGAUCGUCACCUGGAUCGCCACGUCGAUGAGCGAUGCACGCAACGUUUCGAGGAGGACUACGACGAGGAGGUGUUCAGCGGCCGAGAAGAGACCUAUCGAAACAGGAGAGCCAUGGAAGACGAUCGUGAGUACAGAGAAUGGAGGCAAGACUCCCUGGCCACCUAUGAUGAUCGACGUUCCCACAUGAUGCUGCACGAAGGUAGCAGAAGGGCAGCAGAUAUGUUUCUUUACAACAGAGGCUUCAGAAGUGGCAGCGAGAGGGCAAAGGAAAAACAGCACUAUCAGAAUCAACAGCUGCAUCAGCAGCAGGUGUAUUCAAACAUCGCCGAUAUAUGCAAAAGUUAUAUAAAAAACAUUAAUAGCAUCAACAAGAACACACAUAAGGGUGAAUGCAAGGCGGGCUUUUUUCGAUACCCCAGCGGAGAUGCCAAUCCGUAUGAUGAGCCGUACAGAAGUGUGGAUUACAGAAGUGGGGACCAUUACAGGAGUGGGGACCACUACAGCGGUGGUGACCACUACAACGGUGGUGACCACUACAGCGGUGGUGACCACUACAACGGUGGUGACCACUACAACGGUGGGGGCAGUUACAAGUUAGCGAUGAUUAAGAUGGCCAGCAGGGGAGGCCCAGGUGGAACUGGGCCAAGUUUGAACAUGCCAAGUUUGAACAUGCCAAGUUUGAACACGCCAAGCUUGAGUGCCCCAAGUUACAGGGUCACAAAUGGCAAGGCGGUGAACAGUGCAGCGAACAGUGCGGCGAACAAUGCGGUGAACAGUCAGGAUUUGGCUGGCCACUCUCUUAGCAGCAGAAGGGUGAACAGCAGGGAGAGGAGUAUUAGGGACGGGAGCAGCCGGGAACGAAGCGGCAAACAGGGUAGCGGUAAGCCGGUUGGCGGAAAGCAGGUUGGCGAUCACAAUGUGAAGGACAUCCAGCCCAGCGCCAUUCCCUCGAGUGGCAUCCCCCCGAGUAGAAGCCAAGAACCAGGUGCCCAGCAAAAGUCCGUGCGUAAUGUCCACUUUGUUGAAGUGGAUCCCAAAGAGCAGAACCCAAAGUGCAGCAGAAACGAUUAUCGAGCUAGCGAAAAAAACAUAAUGCAAACAAACAAUUUAGAUCAAAGGAACGUCGACCCAUUGGUCGCGUCGUACAUAGAUGAAGGGGAAAAUAACCUGGAGCAGAAAAGAAGGAAGAAAAAAAAUAAGCAAAGUAAUACUAACAACGUAGGUGAUGUGCAGAUGGGGUUAGUUAUCCCUGAGAGCUACAAUGGGAGAAGUGCCAAGGUGGGAGGAGGGGAUUCCUCUCUGAGGAAGAAAAGCGCAUCUCAUGAGAAGGCGCCGCCAUCCAGCCUUCCCAACGGUACGAACAAUAACGCCAUCUCCAUUUCGAUCGGUAAUGACACCAGCUGUGGCAAUGGUAGGAGUGCUGGCAAAGGCAGUAGCAACCGCAGUAACAGCCGCGGAAGCAGCCGCAAAGGCAACAGCAGUGUCAACAGCAGUGGCAUCAGCAAUGAUAAUAACAACGUGCCGAUGGGGCUGAGCGACAAAGCGACGCCUCCCCACCAUGCCGGACACGCAGGGGAAAAACAAAUUCCCAUGGAAAUCGUAAAGUGUUGCAAGCAAAACAACCUUAUCCUGAGUAAGGACAUCAUAAAGUACUGCAAGCAAAACAACCUCAUCCUGAGUAAGGACAUAAAGGACCUGUUAAAGUAUUACAGCGAGGCUGCUCCGGGUGGGGGGUUGCCCAGCGACUGCGCGAAGAAGGGAGUGAACGUGCAUAUGCUACUGGAGCAGGCGAUCGGCGCGAUGGGCGCAAACAACGCGGUGGGCGCAAACAACGCGAUGGGUGCAAACAACGCGAUGGGUACAAACAACGCUUUGAAGGCGAGUGCCCCUGCUGAAAGGCGAGGAAAGAGCAGUAACCUCACCACUAAUCAUCCGAGUAGUAACCCCAUCAGGAGUGAAAACAAAGCAACUGCAUGCGCUAAAAGUAAUAAGCAUCCAAAGAACAGUGCAAGUACUCUCCCAAGAAAUUGUCGAUCCCAAGUAGGCAAGGACAACAGUAAGAAUCAGACGAGUGUGUACCUGGUCGGCAAUAGUAAUAGUAGAAGUAGUGGUAACGAUAAGACGAGCAUUGGUGGUGCAUCAGCGGAGAGGAAUGACUCGCCAACUCAGAACUUCAUCUCUUUGACGAAUGACGAGGGGGAUGAAGGGCCCAUCGGUGGUAGUAACGCUGUGGGCAUAAGCCAUAGUAAUGACGAUUUGAGGGUCAGCAAGAUGGGCAGUAAGAAGCAGAGCGAGGCAGGUAGCGAGGCGAUGAAUGGUAGUUCUAUGAAUGGCGGCUUGGCGAAUGGUGCAAGUCUCGUCGAGGGAGCGACCCCGAGCAAUUUGAAGAAACCCUUGGGUGUGGAGAAGGGGGGCGGAAGGAGCAAGUCGAAGGAGAAGCUGAGAGGCCCCCACAGCGUCAACGUUAGUAGCGUCAACACCAGUAGCGGUAACAAGGGCGACAAGCGCGAAGUGCUCGGCUUGCCGAUGAAGGAAGAGGACCGCGUCAAGCUGUUGAACGGCUACUACCAAGACGUGCUGAAGUGUUACGGUCAGUAUAGUCGAAGCGGCUUGGAUGACGAGAAGGCUUUCCACCUGUGCGAGUACUGUGAGCAAAACAUUUUUAAUUUAAGUAACUUGCUAACCUCGAGUGAAGCCAAGGAACACCUGUACACAUGCAACAUAUCCUGCGGCAGGACGUUCCACAUGAAAUGUGUGAGUUAUGUCAAACCAAGGGAAAACAAUUUUAUUUGCUUCUUCUGUCUGUACGACAUAAACUUUUGUUCAUUGUGUAAAGAGGUUACAACGAAUGAUGGACUCAUCCCCUGUUACUAUCCACUCUGUAAUAUAUUUCUACACAGUCAGUGUGUUGAAAAGUUGCAGCUGAUGCAUACUGAUUGCUUGAAGCAGUAUUAUUAUUGUACACACUUAGUUGCGCCCAACAGGGGAGGUAAUGGGAACCAGGGGGGAGGAGGGAGUCACUUGGAGAAUGGAAUCAAGGAGGAAUCCGCAGAGGGAAAGAAAUGGAAUAAGAAAAAGAGAAAUUACUACCGGAAAAAGAAGCGGUAUGGAAAGAAAAAAUGCGUCACGUUAAAUAAAAAAAUUGACAAGGUUGAGAAGGGGGAGAAGAGUCAGAAGAAUGAGAAGCCGAGUGGACUUCACCAGGGGAACAUAACUGAUACCUGCAAAAAUGGAACAUGCGUGAAGAAGGUGCCCCUUGAUGGCAGUGACGAAGUGAACAACCCCGAUAAGAAGCGCACCGUCCUGAACACCCCAGCAGGAAAUAACGAGCUAGCCAAAGUGGACGAAUUGACCAAAAACGCUGCCGGACAUUUAAAACUUAGCAAAUACAUAUGCCCCUUACAUGUGUGCUACGUGUGCAAAGAAUUUUAUAUCGUCAAUUUGGAGAAAGUGAAAAAUAAAAGAAGCAGUUGUCUCUUUAGAUGUCUCAAGUGCCUCAAGUCGGUUCACCUCCAUUGCAUGACCAAUAAUUAUAUUAUUUCAUUUAAGCAAAAAAUUAUGUUCUGCUCUAGUCAUAUUGAAUACUACAAGAAGAAGCACAUGAAAAUGUUACUUAGUCGGUUAGACAAGCUGACCAGUGGUGUGGAAGGGACAUUGGAGGCUGCCCAAGAUACGAAGAAGGACAGCAUACCCUGCGUUAGAGGCGUGGUUGCCGCUACGAAUCCGACUAGUGCUAUCUCCGCGACGGGUCAUAAACAGAAAAGGGGAAGCAGCGGCAACCGAAGUGUCAAUCGAAGUGCCAGCCGAAGUGUCAGCCGAAGUGUCAGCCGAAGCGGCUCCAAUCCUUUAACGGUGCCUCCCCAACCUAUGGAGGAAAAAGAAAACGUUGCACGUGCCCCUAUCAGGGUUACCAAUCCCGCAGGAGAAGCCACCCACGUAGGGUUAAACCAGUUUGAAAGAGGAAACAAUACAAAUGCUCCCCUAUCUUGCAAAGACGAAAAGGCACAACAUGUUGAGCAAAAGGGGAAGGUAAAACCGGGUAGCUUCCAAAACGGAGUUAUCAUCACUGAGGAAGGUAAGCAUAUUUUCGAAGGAGAAAAUAAUAUAAGCAACAUUGCGCAUAUUCCUGUCAGUAGUGUUGUACCCCCCAACUUGGGCCAGAAGAAGGAGAAGGAAAAGGAAAAGGAAAAAGUGAUGUUUGACUUAACCGCCGAAGGGGGAAAAGAAAACGGCUUCUACUUGAGGAAUGAAUUUCAGGCGAGCGAAAUGGUAGGCGCUGCGCACAGCAAAAGGGAGGCGACCCAUUUGGAGAAGAAAAACGGCACGAUCGAUGAGGAGGCAAAGGAACACCGCGGCGGAAAUGGUGACAGAAAUGAGGGCAGAAGUGGGGACAUAAAUGGAGACAGAAAUGAGGCCAAAAGUGGAGACAGAAACAACGAUGGAACUUUUAAAAAAAAAAAAAGGAAAGCGUCAAAUGUUAAUGACAUCGAAAUAUUGAAAAACUACAAUUUGGACAUAAACAUUUUGAGCGAUUUUACGAAAAGCAAUCCGGACUCCUGUACAAUGCAGAAAGGGAACUCUUUAUCGAAGCGGAGCUGCGUUGGUAGUGGUACUGCUCAGGGGGAGGGCGUGCCAACUGUCGUUGCCAAGGUGGAGAAGCGACCCCUCGGCUCUGUCGCUGUGCAAGGCGGUGCGAAUCAAAUUUGCAGCAAACGGGUUAGUGUACACAUCAAGGGGAGACAAUCCAAGGGAGAAACCCUAGCUACACGAAACUUGAAACACAUUAGUAGUUGCAAAAUGGAGGAGUUAUGUAAGAAUCUGUUAUCUCCCAAGACGAUCUGUGGCUUGCACACGAGGGAGCACUUCCAAAGUGAAGCAGAAUAUAAUUACUACGUCCUGAUAAAGGUAAGGAGAAUACUGCACAUGGAGAGGUCUCUGUUGGCUUUAAACGAAAUGAACCCAAACAGGAUAAGUGAAGAAUGUGAAGAACACAUAAACAUUUUGUGCACCUUUCGGGAGGACUUUAUCAAUUUUGUUAUUUUUCUUUUUAAGAAGCGGGGCGCAGAGGGGCCACAAAGUGGGUCACAAAGUGGGCCACAAAGUGGGCCACAAAGUGGGAAACAGAAUGGGUUACAUAAUGGGCCACAGAAUGGGUCACAUAAUGGGCCACAGAAUGGUCUACAGAAUGGGCCACAGAAUGGACCCCCAAAUGAAGCACCCACCGAGCGCUUCCCUGCAGAGGAAAAGCAGACCCACAGAAAUGGAACCCAACAAUCUACACCCCAGUUUGAAAGUAAAGACCAAGAGAGAAUCGCUAGGUGUAAGAAAAAUGUGGUGAAGAGAGGCCAACGUAAAGAUGCCAGCCUUUGUGGAAUCGAUGGCAAAGUAGAAGAGUGCGCGUUGGGUGAGGAGGCAAAGAAGAACACGCUUCGUGGAGAUAGUAAGAAGUAUGAGAGUGGGGAGAAGCAUAGAUAUGGAGAAGGGGCAGCUGUGGAUGUGACCGCCCCUAACGGAGCCGCUGCUAACGGAACCGCCGCUAAUGGAGACACCGCGGAUGAAGAACAGGGCAGGAGCAAAAACGAGGAGGAGAAAAUAAAAUGGGUCUCCAACGAUUUGCUGAACAUAUUGUACAAGGAACUCAAAAACGCAGCCAGCAUUAUUGGGCCCACUGUGAAAGAAAGGACGCCUCAGGGAUUACCGCACGGCAAGAGUUUCCAUAAUGUGGAGGAUAACUUACAAGGGGUAGUAGACCUUAACAGAGUAACAGUACCGUCUGCUGUUGAGAACCGAACUUUGUACAUGAACCAAAGCAGAUAUUUGAAUGGCGAGCUGAAGGAGAAAGCGAACCCGCACAUGGGCAGUAAAAAAGGAGACACUACAGAGUGGAAAGAAGAAAUAGGUAGGGGAGGAAGACCCGUGGGUGGGCUAAUGAACACAGGAAAUAGUACCGAUGUGAAAUUAGCAAAAAUGUUGGCUACUGUGGAGGGUAGAUCAAACCUGGUGAAUGAAAAUAAUGGAGAAGUAGAAGAAGACGUUGGAAAGGGAAAGAGAAAAAUGUUAAAAAACGGAAAAAUGGAUAUAACUGAUUUUUCACAGCUAAUCAAGAAUGGAGGCAAAAUAGAUGUAAGCACGUUAAAAAAGCACAGUCUUUAUUUGAACUUUGAAUACAUUUCCAAGAACGUGUACUUGAAUGACCAGAAUAAAAAUUUGUUGGCGUGUAAAUCAGAUGACUAUAGAUGCUUGUGCCAGGGGGAGUGCGACCCCUUCAGUUGCUACAACUCGCUGAGCAAGAUUCAGUGCUCCAGGAACAGGUGCAACUUACCCAUACAGGUUCAGGACAAGAAGUGCUUCAACCGGCCGUUCAAGCACUCCGCGAUAAAGGAACUCGAGAUCAAACAGACGGAACGCACCGGAUUCGGAGUGUUUUGCAAGCGGGACAUAAAAAACGGAGAACUCAUAUGUGAGUACGUUGGAGAGGUGCUGGGGAAGAAGGAAUUUGAGGAAAGGAUGGAAGCAUACCAGGAGGAAAGCAAAAAGACGGACAUGUACAACUGGUACUCAAUUCAGAUUAAUCGAGAUGUACACAUCGAUAGUAGGAGGAAGGGCAGCAUCUCAAGAUUUGUGAACCACUCGUGCUCUCCUAACAGUGUUUCGCAGAAGUGGAUCGUCCGCGGCUUCUACCGGAUUGGUAUAUUUGCCCAACAGGACAUUCCCGCCGGGGAGGAGAUAACAUACAACUACAGCUACAACUUCGUGUUCAAUAAUUUCGAGUGUCUGUGCAACUCAGCCAACUGCAUGAACUACAAUUUGAAGAAGAAGGAAGAAACAGAAAACGAAAUGAGCGAUAUUGAGAUAACGGACAAUGACAUAUUCAACCCGAUAGAAAAUUUCAACAAUUUGCAUCGGAAGAUGCAGGACUGGAUUGUAAACCUUGACAGUAUAGGAAUAAAAUCUUUAUAUAAGUACAACAAAAUGAAUGCCAUUAAUUUAAGGCUAAUGGAAUGCUUUUCCACGUGGAUUUUUUAUGACCUCAAUUUCGACAAGAAUCAGUUUUUCUCUUUGAGGUCCAAGCCAUUCAAUGCGCUGAGUGAAUUUUGGAAAAUCCUGGUUUCGUCCUUUUCCGACGGGGAGAAGAAUAUCAUAAAUGCCUUCAGUUUGUUCUUGCCCUCUCUGAUAAAGAUUGGCCAGCUGCGCAGGAUUCAGCAGUAUAGCUACAUCCUGCACAACAUCGUGGGCGCGGAGCACGAGAUGUGGAACCUGAUCGACAAGGGAUUCGCGGAUGACGAGGUGUGUAGGAAAUGCAAAAGCUGCGGCAACCUAACCAUGUGUGAUAAAUGCUUCAACAGCUACCACCACAUCUGCGGAAACAUGCACUCCAGGGUUUACAAAAAUAACGAACUAGUUUUGUGCAAAUUUUGCCAAAAGUAUGAUUAUAAGAUAAAGUGGAUUAAACAGAACUACAGAGAACAAAUGAAGUGUUGUAUUGAAAUUAGGAGCAUCGCUUUUUACAAACUAAAUCGGGAUAUCAUGACGCUGCUGGAACAGUCGGUAAAGUACACGAAGGAUAUGUCCAUGGCGGCCAUUAACGAACACAACUCGAAGGAGUGCAACAGCAAAAAGCUCCGCCUGAAGAAGUUCCAGUACAAGUACGUCAAGAUAUGA